GCUCUCGCCGCGACACACGGCCUGUCGCAUGCACCGACGCCUCUGCUUUAUUAUUUACUUUCAAUAAUAACUGCGCUCGUAUACGAAUGUAUAUCGAAAUUCGCCCACGUGAUCCAUGUUCGUCGCUGCCAUCGAAUUGAAAAUCGCAGCCGAAUCGUUGAAUGAAAUUAUGUGCGUGCAAAUCAUUGUGUUCCGAGAGUGACGCUUUACGCGCGUGACUUCGUUGUAGAUCAUAUAUUACGAUAUAGGUAAAUAAGUGUACACUGAUACGGCAGAGACGUGAUUUUUCUUGCUUUUCGUGCACAAGCGAGCAGGCCAAGUUCACGAGAUUAUAUUUAUCUGGCUGCAGUGCGCGAGAUACAAUAUAAAUAGCGUAUAUAAAUAUACUAAGCGAGACGAUCGACGAAAGCAGGGAGAGAGAAAAAAAUCGAGAAAAUAAAUACAAGGUAGUAAUAUGUUUGUGUCGCAAAAAACGCAUUUAUAGUGCUCGAGUGCGAAAUGUGAUCUUAUACGUGCUCUCUCACUUCAAAGCGCGCACAACAGCAGAUCGUCUGUAGUAUAUACGCACAGUGCAGAAAACGACGUACACAAGCGAGCGAGAGAGAGAGAGAGACGACAACAUGCCAAGCGGAUCGAGUAAUAGAGUCUCGCGCUGGAGCGGACUACUGAUGCUGCUGCUGCUGGCGAUCGCAGCUUUGCUCCUCGAAACAUCUGCAGCCACGCGCCAUAAGCAGCAGAAAGAUUCCACGGAAUCCUCGAAAGCAAGUUCGGUUAACGAGGCUGGACUAUUCGCGCUGCGCGACAAGCAGGAGAGCGUCGGUGGCAAAAGGGGCAGCAGAACAUCGAGCACAGAACGAUCCGUAACGACGAGCAGUGGAGCGGCCAAUAUGGCCAUAUCGUCGACGGUAUCGUCUUCCUCUGAUACAAAAACGACCCGACCGAAUGGCGAAAAGAACGAGCUUAUCGUCGAAGCCGAGGCGCUCUUGGCUGCCGCCGCUGCCGCUGCCGACGACGAAGCCGCGUGGGGUGCCGCUAGCGGCGAUACGGACAAUUUUUCGCUCAACGUAUCUGCUUCGUCGUCAUCGUCGUCGUCGUCGUCGUUAGGCGACAGCAGUCUGUCCUUGUCUUUAUUGGCCACUCAGCCAAGUCAAGAGAUCAUCGUCAAGCCUCUCAGCAAAGUAGUGCUGCCGUGCGAGCUUGAGGGCAACGCCACCAAGCUCCUCAUGCCCGCAGUCAAAAGCUACCGAAUCCGACCGGCGACGUGGCUGCACGAAGGUGCACCGGUGGACAUGAUAACGAUCGACACGAGGACGGAGAUGAGCGGCACGGGGCACAGAUACAUAGGCGACUCCACCACGGCGGCGCUGCACAUAGACAACGUACGCCUCGAGGACGACGGCAUCUGGAAAUGCCAAAUCGAGGACGAACGGGGUAAUCGCAUCGUCGGCAGGUCCGUCAAGCUAGUCGUUCUCGAGGCCCCACGAGGUACGUAUCUGAUGAUAGACGGGCGUCGCCUCGAUCCGGGCAACCAGUUCAUCCCGGUGAAGGAGGGCUCGGAGCUGACUCUCGAGUGCGCCGCCGAGGGUGGCAAUCCGCCGCCCAUCCUGGCCUGGGGCAUGACUCUGUCUCAGGCGACGCUCGAAGGUCCCGAGCAGCCGCCGGAUAAUCUGACGAUUCUGCCGGUGACUUCGCCAGUUCGCACUAGCGCCAGUCUCAAGGUCCUCAGGGGACACCACAACGCCACAAUCAUCUGCGUCGCGAGGCACAUUACUCUCACUAUGCCCAUGAAUGCGAGCAUACUCCUCGACGUACAAUAUACACCGUCAUUUGCGAUUACGAGAAUCCCAGGUUUCGGGAUUCCAAUUGUUGAAGGGAUGUCCGUCAGUUUGAAAUGCGAAGUAGACAGUAAUCCCUCCAGUGCACCCGUUUGGCAAAGAAACGAUGGAGCGCCGCCGGUGGAGCAGAGCGACGAUGGAUGGCUGAACUUUACGAAAAUCAGCCGAGCCGAGAAAGGCUGGUACAAGUGUUACACGCGCCACAUGCUCGGCAUUUACACCAGCAUCGGCUACUAUCUCAACGUCAGGCAUGAUCCUGAAAUCGAAACGCAAGCCAAGUCUUUCAACGGUGAGGAAUCGAGAAAAAUGGAGGUUCAAAUUGGUGGCGCCGUGACCCUCGAGUGCGACGGCGGUUGCUGGGGCCAUGGACCGAGCAUGAAUCCAGCUGGUGGCCCCGGACCCUUGGCUCUCAGCAAGGUCGUGUAUCAGGAUGCCGGUGAAUAUCGCUGCGUCGCGCCCGAUCACAACUUGCAGGGUGCUUGGAGGGCUCAGUUACCCUAUUACGUCAAAGUUAACGGUCGUCCGAUGAUCCAUCCAAUGACGCAAACCAUGACGACGAUCCAGGGCGACUCGCUCGACGUCAUGGUGGAAUUUUGCGCCGAGCCCACCUACACGAAGGUCCUGUGGAUGUCGCAGGAGCGCGUCUACGUGCCCGGAGCCAAGUUACGGGACGGUGUGAAAGCACUCCUCAUCGAGGACGGCGGCACCAAGUCGUGCUUCCGCAGUAUACUGCGCUUCGAUCGGGUCCAGCCCAACCACGCCGGCGAGUGGAUGCUGCUCGUGAGAUCGCCCGAGGGCAUCGCUGACUCCACUCUGACGCUGAAUGUGACUCUGGCCGCCGGCUACAGUCACGCCCCAGCGACGAGUCCAGCUGGCUCGGCCGUCACUCUACUGCUGUCGUUCGUCUUCGUCGCGAUCUUCGGCAACAUCAGGCCGACGCACUGUUGAGAGACGCUUCGCUCUCCCGAAAAGGCAAGCCGGUCCUUCAUUGUGUAUAAAUACCAUAUGUGAAUAAUAUGUUGUAGAGAGACUGAUCGAGCGAUUGGUGCGCCGAAACGCUCGAUUAAUUUGUACAUUUUACGAUCGAGCGUUCGUCGUUGUACCGCGUUGAAAUAUUUUAAUUGCGUUUUCAAACUGAGAUAAUCUCGAAACAGGCUCGUUCGUCUUCUUUUCCGCGGCUCAAUGAGAUAUGAAAAGUUCACCGUGUCACCAAACUGCCUGAUUAUUGGUUUUUAAAAUCGAUUCCUUUGAAAAUAUCGCACGUAUACGAUCUGCGUAGUUCCUCUUAAACUCGGAAGAUUGAAAUUCACUUGGCGCCAUCAACGUAAUAUAUCUAUAUGCACUAGCUCGACUCGUCUACGCGUACUACAUAUGUUCGAGUGCAUUCGCUGCAACAAGGUUUAAGUCUUCAGUAUCAAUAACCACGCGCUGAAAACGAAUUUCAACGAGAUUCCUCGCAGCUACACGAGUGGAAAGCACUGCAGCUGAAUGUUACACAUUGCCUACCGUUCUUGCCGCGUGUUCUUGUGAUAAAGCAAGCCCAGGCUGCAGCACGAGUAUGUGUGUGUGUAAUGUAAGAAAAGCACAGCAGCUGCUGCAACAAGCGGCUAUAAUCAAUAAGUUUACCAGCUUGAACUCGGGCUCUGCACUGCCGAUGCGCCAAACUUGCCGAGCGCGACUUUUUUCUCUUCAUUCGCAUAUUUCCCCUUUUACACGAAGCUGCUACUUUUUCUUACGUGCGAUGACGACGACGACGAUGACCGCCACUGGUGAUAGCGCUUAAUCGCGUCGAAACUUUACGCCAACUUCCGCUUGGUGAUUGCAAUAUGGCCCUGGUCAAAAAAAAACAUCCACUAAAAUUAGUUCUUCGAUCAAAACGAGCAUGGCGAUGAAACGGGGACAAGUUUCGAGAUUUUGAUCAGGCUGCAAAUUCAAAAGUAACUUUGUUAAACUGUCGCUGUUUUGAAUGAGUUUUUAUCGUUCGCGAUAGAUUGAUUUUCAAUCUACCUGAUAAAUAAAUCAAAUUGUUGUUACGAUUCUAAGUGAUUAAAAAGUAAUGUCCGUUUAUAAGUAGCAGCAAUUAUCAAAAUCAAUUGAAGCAUGUAAAUUAAAGAGGGAAUGAAUGAUAUUGAAUAUAGAGCUCAUGUUUUUCAGAGAAAAAAUAUUUAACGUACGAUAUAUACGCCCGUGCAUGAAAAUUUUAUCACGUCUGACGUUUUACGUUUUUCGCUUAAAUAUUCAAAUGGUUGGCUAUUUAAAAAUAUAUACGGUAAUUUGUGUAUCAAAACAAAACGUUUUUUCGAAAAAAAUUGUGUCAAUUUUAUUGAUAAUUUAUACAUGAACAACAAAAAAAAAUUAAAAUACGUUCGAUCGCACGUUGUUUGUACGCGCAAUAUCGUACCCAUUUUAUUAAUGCAAAUACGAGCGAAACAUUAAUAUAUAGCUGCGGGAGAGCCAAAACUCUUGCGAAAUGUAAAUAAAGUGUACAGAUAACGAAAUUUAUCCGUAGAUGGUAUAUAAAAUAUGUAUUUAUUUUUGUGUUGAAACAACAUGUUAGGAGAGUAUAAAUCAAAAAAACGAGUCGCUUAGGAAAGUAAAUAAAACGAAAAAAUAUUAAAUAUAGAACUACCAAUUUUUAU
This is a messenger RNA of Trichogramma pretiosum, 4474 nucleotides long. It is a transcript of the gene tei, whose product is annotated as hemicentin-2-like. Gene Ontology annotation, cellular component: cell-cell junction. The record is from RefSeq and is a predicted model, not a curated record. The transcript has 11 exons. Gene Ontology annotation, molecular function: cell adhesion molecule binding. Gene Ontology annotation, biological process: cell-cell adhesion. Lineage: Eukaryota; Metazoa; Arthropoda; Insecta; Hymenoptera; Trichogrammatidae. The coding region runs from base 621 to 2783 and encodes 720 amino acids.